GGCUCCGGCGGCAAGCAGUGGCGACGAUCUUGGUAGAUAUUUCCGAUCGACCGCUGUUGUAGCUACAGCUAGUGCUACCACUGCUGCUGGCUCUCGGUCUGGCGGUUCUGGAUCCAGCAACCCUACCUCCAAAAUUCCGGUCCAACAGGAGCACACGCAUAGGAUCGUAAGGCUAACCACGAUGAGCAAUUCUGAAGAUUCAUCCUAUGACGCGAGUGGUGAAGAAGAAGGUAUGGGAGCAGUUCGUGACAGCGGAAAAACACGAAGGGCGUUUCUUGACGCAGAACGUGCUCGCGCGGGGCGAUCCUCAUCGUGGCGAAAUGGACUAGGCCUGCCGGCCCCUGAGUCUGACAGCGAGGCCUCCUUGGGGGCCGAGGGGGAUGAUCAGAGCGACGAAGAAGAUCUGCAAGCUACAGACCAAGUUACAGCACGGGACGCCGGUUUACAGAACGCGUCGGAGGAAGAGGUGGCAGAGGCGAAGGUGCAGCGAACAAGGUAUUCCUUGAGCUAUGCGAUGACGUAGUUAGGCGUUUGUCGUUGCGCUCACUGAUUUCAGCUUUUCUCCCCGUUGAGACUCCUAGUCGGAUGAUGAAAGUUAGAUGUCUUCGUUGUUGCACAUCCGCGCUUCGUAGUUGCUGAACAUCAGAACUUGGUUCCAAUAUACUAGUGGUAAUACAUCACUUUCCAUUUGAUCUGUUUUGGGUGUCUACUCAUGCAAAAAAGUAAAAUUAAAAUUUAGGGAUGACAUUCUCAUACUUUUUUUCAACAGAUCCACUCCUACCUCGCGUCGGAUAAAGCGAACGCGACACCGAUUAGAGGAAGGUGGAGCUAGUGACACUGGAGACGACAGCACGAGGGCUGCUCUCGCGCAUGCGAGUUCGUCUACGUUGUCGCAACCGGCAGGGCUCUUUCAUGACAGCAAACUCACCAGAUACAGCCCCACUCCAGCACGUAGAGACGGCACAUCAGCCCGGAAGAUAACGCAGAAACAAGACAGUAGUAGUACAGGUGCAUCUCCUUCUCCUGAUUAUUUCGAAGAUGAUCCCCAGUCGACGGUCAAACAACACGCAGAUUUCCUGUCGACACAGCGACAAGCCGCACGUCGACGACAUCGACUUGACGGAGAUCCAGAUCACGGCUCGAUCGAGUUCCCAGCGGAAAAGGUCCCCCGAAUAAGUGAUGGCUCGGCUCUGUUCGACUCAGGCUCACCUGCCCUUGUGCCGUCAAGUGGAGUAGAGAACCUUCAUUUUGAAGUUGAGCGUGUGCAAGCAGCUACUGCAGCACAGCCGGAGGAACAAAACGCGGGCUUUUCUACUUCAGAGAACGUCCCGAACAAAAAGCGACAUGUAAAAGCCGCGUACGAGAAGGAUCUAGGAGAUCUUGUGGAGACGAUUGGGGAGCUCUCCUUGAAAGCUUCGGAGGACGGAGACGGAGCUUUUUAUAAUCCUGUUGAUAGCAAAGUUCCCCGGCGCUCGAUGGAGGAAGAUGUCGG
This is a messenger RNA of Amoebophrya sp. A25, 1492 nucleotides long. NCBI's taxonomy places the organism in Eukaryota, Dinophyceae, Syndiniales, Amoebophryaceae. The record is from the annotation of a GenBank genome assembly.